AUGCCAUGCCAAGAAGCGGCGGUUCUAAAAUUAGAGGAACCAAUAGACCCCCUGCUCCAACUUUGCAUCCCAGCAGUACAUGAAACUCCACGAGAGACACCCCCCAAGACGGCAAGGCCUUUGGCGACUAUUCCCGAAUUCGCCUACCCUUUCUUCUUGCGAUCCCGUGAUCACCGAGUCGUUUGCAACCAACCCCGCUCAGUUCGUUGUUACCCACUCCGCCCACUGUAUCUUGUCCAGCCCACUCUUUCUCUCCCAUUUCCGCCCCUCGUGAUUUGGUCAAAGCCCGCCCCCAUUCUCUAG
Molecule: messenger RNA, 303 nt
Organism: Penicillium digitatum Pd1
Lineage: Eukaryota; Fungi; Ascomycota; Eurotiomycetes; Eurotiales; Aspergillaceae
Source: RefSeq, a predicted model, not a curated record